AUGCCUUCACAUUCUACAGACGACGAAGACAAGCCUUGUAGAGCCUGCUCAGACUUCAAGUCUUGGGCAAAAACUCAACAUAAAGUGACAUUUUCAACAACAAAUAAAACGACAAAGCCGAUCAAGACUGAUUGUCCACUUGACAGAGAGGAGUUGGGCAAGGCAACAUGGAGCUUCUUGCAUACAAUGGCAUCAUACUUUCCUGAAAAGCCAACAAAGGCACAGUCAGAGGAUAUGAGUAGAUUCUUCAACAUUUUCUCACAGUUUUAUCCUUGCGAAUCCUGCGCUGAUGAUUUUCGAAAAGAUGUCAAGGAGAACCCACCAAAAACUGCAAACAGGAAUGAACUUGCAAAAUGGUUGUGUCAGCGUCAUAAUGUUGUCAAUGUCAAGCUAGGCAAACCGGAGUUUGACUGCAGCAGAGUUCAUGAGCGAUGGCGAGACGGCUGGCUCGACGGGUCCUGCCCUUAA
Arctia plantaginis is the source of this 468-nucleotide messenger RNA. NCBI's taxonomy places the organism in Eukaryota, Metazoa, Arthropoda, Insecta, Lepidoptera, Erebidae. The record is from the annotation of a GenBank genome assembly.